Molecule: messenger RNA, 592 nt
Organism: Trichoderma virens Gv29-8
Lineage: Eukaryota; Fungi; Ascomycota; Sordariomycetes; Hypocreales; Hypocreaceae
Exons: 3
Coding region: 74-481 (135 amino acids)
Cellular component (GO): nucleosome
Molecular function (GO): protein heterodimerization activity; DNA binding; structural constituent of chromatin
Source: RefSeq, a predicted model, not a curated record
CCCAUGAGUUGGCCAUCACGCAUGGUUUUUCUUACCCAACGCCUCUUUUCACUUAAUUGAUACCCUCUCCACAAUGGCUCCUCGUCAAUCAACGUCAGGGGCUUCACAAAAAUUGCGUUCCAGACCAAGCGAUGUACAGCCGGGCGAUCCAUUACCUACGAGACAGAAACGACGAUAUCGCCCAGGCACCGUUGCGUUGCGAGAAAUCAGGCAAUACCAGUCAAAUACGAAGCUGUUGCUACUAAAACUGCCAUUCAUGCGCCUUGUUCGUGAAAUUGGAUUGAAUUGUCGCCCGAGAGGAAAAGAUUUUAGAUGGCAGAGCCAGGCCAUUCAGGCGCUACAAGAGGCCGCGGAGGCAUUCAUGGUACAUCUUUUUGAGGAUGCGCAGCUGUGCGCUGUCCACGCAAAGAGAGUUACCCUUAUGCAAAAAGACAUACAACUGGCGAGGAGAAUUCGAGGCAUCUGGGGCGGCCUUGGUUGAAAUUGAAACAGUAGAGAUGGAAUCGGCAUUGAUAUAUCUAUUACUAUUAAUCUUUUACCUGGUCAUACACAGACAUAAAGUCUUGUGCGAGGUAACUUGUUUACGUACGAG